CAUAGCAGGCACUCCUCUGUGCUUCCUAACAUCGUUGCUGCUGUCUGACGCGACCUACCUACCCUUUCUGCGUACGUCGCGAGCCUCCCUGGACGUCUGGGAAGCCGUCUGACGCGUCUUAUCGCUUACGCUGCGGCAUCUCCCCCGGGCAGCCGACCAAUGGGCGUGCGACUCGGACGAUGACGACUCUGUACGCGCCGAUAAGCACCUUUAUCUCGCCUUGAAAAAACGCUUUUGACGGCCGGCGCACCUUCAUGCGCCAGUCUGGCACCGAGGAGCGCAGCGAAAGCAAGUCAAUGGCGGACUUCGUCAUCAGCUCACCGCUCGUCAAGUCAUUCCUCGCCGGCUCGCUCAGUGGAACAUGUUCCACGCUGCUAUUUCAGCCAUUGGACUUGCUCAAGACCAGACUACAGCAACCACACAUUCAUGGGGAAACCUCAAGGGUGGGUAUGCUGAAACACGUCGCCUACGUCGUCAAAAACGAAAGAGUCUUCGGUCUGUGGAAAGGCACUGUUCCUUCCAUUGUUCGCUGCGUUCCUGGAGUCGGACUGUACUUCUGCACCCUUCAUUUUCUCAAGACAAGCCUGCACCUCGACAACCCAAGCUCAAGCGAAGCCAUGUUCCUCGGUGCCAGUGCUCGGGCCAUAUCCGGUGUCGUGCUGCUGCCAGUCACAGUUAUCAAGACCAGAUUUGAGAGCGAGGUUUAUCACUACAGGACCAUGAGUGAAGCCACCAGAGACAUCUACAGAACAAGUGGUCUGCGAGGUCUUUACUCCGGUCUCGUUCCGACCUUGGUUCGGGACGCUCCGUAUUCGGGUAUCUACCUCGUCUUCUACGUGCAGGCAAAGCGCUUUGUCCCCGAAAGAGUGAAGGAAGGGAGCCACCUGGUUGCCGCCAACUUCACCUGCGGUGUGGUCGCCGGCCUGCUCGCCUCGGUCGUCACGCAGCCGGCCGACGUGAUCAAGACCCACAUGCAGUUGCAACCAGCCAAGUUCCAAAGCAUCCUCACUACUAUCCUCCUAAUAGCUAAGGAGGAAGGCGUGGUGGGGUAUUUCCGUGGACUGGUACCGAGGAUGCUGCGAAGGACACUGGUCACCGCCAUGGCUUGGUCAUUCUAUGAACAGGUUACCAAGGGAUUCAUCAAGAAAUGAACCAAGAAAUCAGUCUUUCAGUGUGCUGGAGCCAACAAAAGAAAAAAAAGUCGUCUUGCGAUCUUUCGUUCUAGCGAUGACAAUCCUGCAUGGCACCUCAGGGCCAGAUUUCAUGCAGAGUCCCCGAUACACACUAGGGUUCCUCAAUGUAGAUACAUCUCUCACUGUUUGUUACUCAGUCUAGUCAUUUGUGCUUCAAGCUUGUCUUAAAGGUCGUCAGUUCAUGCAAACAGUGUUGAGUAAGAUCUGUGAUUGAACUUAACCCUUUAGUUAUAAUGGCUGCACACUUUGGGACAUCAUUCUGUCGCCCAACGAAAAUUGUUGCCCAAGUCACUUACGGUUCUCUUUCUUGAAAACCCCGUGCUUGCUACUUUCCUGUUAAGAUUGCUACGCCACUUUGAAAACACGUGCACUUCUUGUGAAUGAAAGCUAUGACGUGCGCGGCGUUAAGAUGCAACAAAGACGAUUGUCAUUGUGACAGAAAUAUGUCCUAGAGGGUGUCACUCUUUUCACAAUAAACACAGUUCAUGACGAGGUCGCUCAUUAGGUAGUUCCUAAACUGAUUUUUGAGGGUUUUGGUGGCUUGUAUUGUCAUGUUCCAUGUUCAUUCCAAUUACCAUGCCUCGAGCACAGCAAGUCCCUUGGCUUUCUUUUCAUGGCUUCGUUAUAGAGUGGCUCACUUAAUUGCUUGCUCAUUUACAAACUAAAGAUAUCACUUAUUCGCCAGCCAUGCGAAUCCCCCUUUUUUUAAAGCUGCGGUCAUUCGGAGCAUCGUGGUGGCCACAAUUAUACUGCUCUCGGGCUUGGUGGGGAACAUGGAGUGAGCAUUUUGUAAUGGUUGAAUGUGAACAUGCGCAAGAAAUGUUUUUCCUUGUUCUCCGCAACGACUAAGCACACUUCUAUCCACGGGGGGUUGAAUUAUUCGUUAAAGCGUGAUCUCUGCUCGUCUCUUGCGAUGUUU
Messenger RNA from Rhipicephalus microplus (southern cattle tick), 2112 nucleotides. RefSeq names its product mitochondrial glycine transporter. Gene Ontology annotation, biological process: glycine import into mitochondrion. The record is from RefSeq and is a predicted model, not a curated record. Lineage: Eukaryota; Metazoa; Arthropoda; Arachnida; Ixodida; Ixodidae. Gene Ontology annotation, cellular component: mitochondrial inner membrane; mitochondrion. Gene Ontology annotation, molecular function: glycine transmembrane transporter activity.